Molecule: messenger RNA, 990 nt
Organism: Sclerotinia sclerotiorum 1980 UF-70
Lineage: Eukaryota; Fungi; Ascomycota; Leotiomycetes; Helotiales; Sclerotiniaceae
Exons: 3
Coding region: 1-990 (329 amino acids)
Biological process (GO): catechol-containing compound metabolic process
Molecular function (GO): catechol 1,2-dioxygenase activity; ferric iron binding
Source: RefSeq, a predicted model, not a curated record
AUGGAUCCUACGCAAACCACCAUUCCCCCAAUGAAAGAUCUAACCAUCGACAACAUUACCGAAAACACCAUCCGGAUAAACUCCCAAGGAAGCGAUGAACGUCUCACAUACGUGAUGGAAAGACUCGUUACGCAUCUCCACGAUUUCGCCCGCGAAACUCGUUUAAGUACUAAAGAAUGGAUGGCGGCUUUAGAUUUCUUGGUGAGAGUCGGUCAGAUAUCAAGUGAUGUGAGACAUGAAUUCAUCCUCCUAUCCGAUAUCCUCGGUCUCUCCCUCCUAGUCGACGCAAUCGACCACCCCAAACCACCCUCCUCAACCGAAGGAAGCGUCCUCGGACCCUUCCACACACACGAUGCAGAAACCAUGACCCAGGGGGAAAAAAUAUCCCAUGACCCCCAAGGCGAACCCUGUCUAAUACUCUGCAGCGUCAAAGACGUAAACGGAGCCCCUAUCCCAGACGUCAAGAUCGACAUCUGGGAAACAGAUUCUACGGGGCACUAUGACGUGCAGCGAGAAAAUCGCACCGAGCCCGAUGGUCGCUGUAUCAUGCAGAGUGAUGCGCAGGGAGAAUUCUGGUUUAGGGCUAUUGUUCCCGUACCUUAUCCAAUUCCUCAUGAUGGUCCUGUAGGCCAGUUGUUGAAGUUGUUGAAGAGACAUCCCUGGAGACCGGCGCAUAUGCAUUUUAUGUUUCAGAAGACGGGAUGGGAUCAUCUUAUCACCGCAUUAUAUAUCCGCGGCGACCCGUACGAAUCCUCCGACGCGGUAUUCGGAGUCAAGGAAUCACUAAUUGUGAAUUUUGAACCAGCGACUGCGGAAAUCGCAGAGAUGUAUUCUGUACCUGUCGGAUCGAAAGUUUUGAAACAUGAUUUUGUUUUGGUGAGUGAGAGGGAGACGGAAGAGUUGAGGGAUCGGAAUGCGUUGAUGGCGUUGGAGGCUUUGGGUUUGAAGGUUAAAUUGUUGGAUCAUUUGCCUGUGCCGGAUCUUGAUUGA